Lynx canadensis (Canada lynx) is the source of this 771-nucleotide messenger RNA. RefSeq names its product pancreatic progenitor cell differentiation and proliferation factor (gene PPDPF). Gene Ontology annotation, biological process: multicellular organism development; cell differentiation. The record is from RefSeq and is a predicted model, not a curated record. Lineage: Eukaryota; Metazoa; Chordata; Mammalia; Carnivora; Felidae.
GUGGAGCGGCCUUAGGCGGUCUCGUCUGCAAAUGGGCUCCGUGGCCUAGCGUCCCCGUCCCCGCCACCCGUGAUCGCGCGCCGAGGCCCGCGAGGGGUCGCCGCCUAGGCUUCCACCGGCCAUAGAAGCGACAGCAUGGCAGCCAUCCCCUCCAGCGGCUCGCUCGUGGCCACCCACGACUAUUACCGGCGCCGCCUGGGUUCCACUUCCAGUAACAGCUCCUGCGGAAGUGCGGAGUCUGGGGAAGCCAUCCCUCACCACCCCGGUCUCCCCAAGGCUGACCCAGGUCACUGGUGGGCAAGCUUCUUUUUCGGGAAGUCCACUCUCCCGUUCAUGGCUACAGUGUUGGAGUCCCCAGAGCGCUCGGAACCUCCCCAGGCGUCCAGCGGCUCCAUCGCCUGCGACCUGGCUCUGGAAGCCAUGAGGAAGCAGCCUGGUGGCCAGCCUGGCAAAGCCAACACCAGGCCCCAGUCCUGAGCGGCCUGUGCCAGGCUGCGGGAGGCGCUAGGCUCAUCAGCGCCCGUCCCCUGCCCGCCCCCCCUACCCCUCCCUCCCCCCCUCCCUCCUUCCCUUCCCUCCUCCCCUCCCCCCCCCCCAUAGACUAGGCGGGCUGCGGGAGAAGCACUUGGGUUCUUUUAUAUCAAAAUAACAAAACACCAAAAGGAAGUCGAGAGAACCCCACUCUUUACUAUCCAAGCCACACGCAAGCCUUCCCGACACCCUGUAACCGUGUGCCUUGCACCAAGUGGAAAAUAAACCGAGCAGCCAGUA